AUGCACAUCAAACAGGUUAUUAUUCAAGGUUUUAGAAGCUAUCGUGAUCAGACGGUCGUGGAGCCGUUCAGUCCCAGGCACAAUGUUAUUGUGGGAAGGAAUGGAUCAGGAAAAAGCAAUUUUUUCUACGCUAUCCAGUUUGUUCUUUCUGACGAGUUUAGUCAUUUGAGGGAAGAUCAGAGACAGGCCCUUCUGCAUGAAGGCACUGGACCCCGAGUCAUUUCAGCGUUCGUCGAGAUCAUCUUUGACAAUUCUGAUAAUAGGAUUCCUAUAGAAAAGGAAGAGGUUACAUUGAGGAGGGUAAUAGGUUCCAAAAAGGACCAAUAUUUUCUAGAUAAGAAGAUGGUGACGAAAACAGAUGUAAUGAAUUUACUGGAGACAGCUGGGUUUUCUCGAAGCAAUCCUUACUACAUUGUUAAGCAAGGAAAAAUUUUACCAUAUAUUUGCUUCUUUUUAAUUAAUAUUAUAGAUAACUCAGAUGGCUACAGCCACAGAUCAGCAGAGGUUGAAACUUUUAAGAGAAGAACCAGGGUUUAUGAUGAAAGAAAAGAAGAAAGCAAAAUUAUAUUGAGAGAGACAGAGGGCAAGUGCGAAAAGAUUGAAGAACUUUUGAAGUACAUAAAUGAACGUCUAGCUAAGCUGGAAGGCGAAAAAGAAGAGUUAAAAGCUUAUCAGAAAUUAGAUAAACAGAGACGAGGUCUCGAGUACACCAUUCACGAUCGCGAACUACAGGACACUAAGAGGAAACUUGAUGAGUUGCAAGAGAAGAGGGAGAAAAGUGGAUCCGAAUCAACAAAAUUGAGGAAUGCCCAACAAGAAGCCAGUGACAAAAUUAGAACUGUCACCAAAGAUAUCAGAGAGAAAAAGACGAAAUUGCAAGAAUUAAUCGAUGAAAAAGAGUCUUUGGUCGGUGAGUUGCAGGACUUGACGAAGCAGAAGGCCAAAUUGGAGUUGAAUGUUAAGGAUAUGCAAGAUGAACUGGAGGGAGAUUUCAGUAGCAAGAAAAAAAUGGAAAUAGAAAUUCAGAAGUUGAAGGAAAAGAUUGAAAGAACGAAGGAACAGCUGGAUGACAUCUGCCCGCAGUUCGAAAAGGAGCGACACAAAGAGGAAUCAGCAGCUGCCCAACUAGCUCUGAACGAGCAACGUCGGAAGGAACUGUAUGCAAAACAAGGCAGAGGAAGUCAGUUCCAGAGUCGAGAAGAGAGGGAUAAGUGGAUUCUCAAGGAGUUGAAGAUGAUAAAUAAGGCCAUAGCUGAUAAGGAGGAACAGAUCAUUAGGCUAAAAGAGGAUCUAGAAAAUGACCAAAAGAAAGCCAAACAGCUGGACAUUGACAUUGCUAGUGUGGCUGAGAAGAUUGAGGUGCACAAGGGAGUUAUUGAUACGAACAAUAAGUCAUUCUACGAGAUGAAGAAGCAGAAAGAUGCUAAGCAGAACGAAAGAAACAACCUGUGGCGAAUUGAGAGCACGAUGCAGCAGCAGAUAAGUUCACUGAAGGAGGACCUCAAUAAGAAAGAGCAGGCCCUUAGAUCUAUAACUGGAAAGGCCCUGCUGAACGGCAUAGACAGCAUCCAGAGGGUCCUGCAGUUCUUCCAGGACAACAAGAAGUACCAGGAGGUUGUCGAUGGAUACUUCGGGACGCUCAUCGAGAACUUCGAGUGCGACAAGACCUUCUUCACGGCCGUCGAAGUCACGGCCGGAAAUAGAUUGUUCCACCACAUUGUGGAUAAUGAUAGGACCGGUACGAAGAUUCUUCAAGAAAUGAACCGGCUGAGAUUGCCUGGUGAGAUAACGUUCAUGCCGUUGAAUAGGUUGGAAGUCCAGGAGACUUACUAUCCCGAAACCAGCGAUGCCAUACCCAUGAUUGAAAAGUUGACAUACGAACCGAAAUACGAUAGAGCCAUCAAACAUGUCUUCAGCAAAACUCUUAUAUGCAGGAGCAUGGAGGUUGCAACUCAGAUUGCUAGGACGCAGAACUUGGACUGCAUCACUCUUGAUGGUGAUCAGGUGAGUCGCAGAGGAGCGCUGACUGGUGGCUAUUACGACACUAGAAAAUCAAGACUCGAGUUGCAAAGAGGAAAGUUGGAGAGUCUAAGGAGUUUGCAGGUGCAGGAGAGAGAGUAUGACGCUCACAAGCUGAAACUACAAGAUAUCCUUCCCCUACUUUCUGACAUCAACCAAUUGGUGAGCGAGAUGCAGAGGACCGAGACUAAGAAUAGCAAGAACAAGGAUAUAUAUGAUAAGAUGAGAGCUGAUCUGAGAAUGAACAAGGAAGAGGCCCAAAGAAUCGAAACUUCCAGGGCUCCAAAAGAAAGGAGUUUAGCGAGCUUACAGGCCUGCCUGGAAUCCAUGAAAACUUCAGCCACGUCCUUCAACAAUGAAUUAGGCACCGACAUGCUAUCCCAGUUGACAGUUGACGACCAGAAGGAGGUGGAUAGGUUGAAUGACCUCAUCCAACAACUGACAAAUGAGAAUAAAGAAGCCCUCAAUAUGAGAGUCAAAUUGGAGACGGAGAAAAAUAGAUUGGAGUUGAUGUUGGAGAAUAAUUUGUUGAAGAAGUUGGAAAGACUGCAGACUGAUCUGCAGGAGAUGACGAAUGUCGAUAGGAAACAGAAGCUGGAAUUGCAAAAAGUGGAUCUAGACACGAUUAACAGAAGACACUCAGAAGCUUUACAGAAUGUCAAAGAACUGGACGGCCAGGUAGAUAGAUGCGCCCAGGAGCACAGGGAGAUGCUGAAGAGUCUGGAGAUGUGGAAGAAUAUCGAGAGGGAGCACCAAGAGAAGAUAAACGAAGACACGAAGGAACUAGAGAAGAUGACGAACAAGCAGAGUUUGCUCUUGAAAAAGAAAGAAGAAUGCCUGAAGAAGAUAAGAGAAUUGGGAUCAUUGCCUGGCGACGCAUUUGAUAAGUAUCAGGACUUGCAGAGCAAACAGCUCUUUAAAAAGCUGGAGACCUGCACCGAGGAACUUAAGAAGUACAGCCACGUAAAUAAAAAAGCCCUCGAUCAAUUCAUAAGCUUCUCGGAGCAGAAGGAGAAGUUGAUCACUCGUCGCGAAGAGCUAACUCGAGACCACCAGUCCAUUCUUGACCUCAUAUAUCACCUCGACCAGAGGAAGUUCGAGGCACUUCAGCUAACUUUUAAACAGGUAUCGAAAUAUUUCACCGAAAUUUUCAAAUCUUUGGUCCCGUCUGGUCAUGCUGUUCUAAUUAUGAAACGAGACGACCUUGGUGGUAAUAAUGAGGAUGAUGAUGAAAAUGAUGGUACUCAAGAAAAAAAUCCGUUCUCUGAUCAGUUCAGUGGUAUCCUUAUUAAGGUUUCAUUUACUGGUCAAAACGCCGAGAUGAGAGAUAUGAAACAGCUGAGCGGAGGUCAGAAAUCAUUGGUUGCUCUAACUUUGAUAUUUGCCAUUCAAAAGUGUGACCCGGCCCCUUUCUAUCUCUUUGAUGAAAUUGAUCAGGCUCUCGACUCAGAUCACAGGAAGGCUGUUGCUGAAAUGAUUCACAUAUUGAGCAAAGAUGCACAAUUCAUCACGACGACCUUCAGGCCAGAACUACUGGAGCAUGCAGACAAGUUCUACGGGGUCAAGUUCAGAAACAAGGUGAGCCAUGUUGAGUGUGUCAGUCAAGAAGAGGCGCAAGAUUUUGUUGAAGAUGAUGCUGCCCACGGUUGA
This is a messenger RNA of Helobdella robusta, 3669 nucleotides long. RefSeq lists its product as hypothetical. Gene Ontology annotation, molecular function: ATP hydrolysis activity; ATP binding; protein binding. Gene Ontology annotation, biological process: mitotic sister chromatid cohesion. The transcript is spliced from 38 exons. The coding region runs from base 1 to 3669 and encodes 1222 amino acids. The record is from RefSeq and is a predicted model, not a curated record. Gene Ontology annotation, cellular component: chromosome. NCBI's taxonomy places the organism in Eukaryota, Metazoa, Annelida, Clitellata, Rhynchobdellida, Glossiphoniidae.